AGUUUGAACCAGUGUCGUCCUCCAAGCUGUCAGAACUGGUCUCACACAUGAAUCCCCCUGUUGUCCUGUAGACAUCACUGUCAAGCUAUUUUUUUUUUUUUACCACAGUCCGCCUCUUUGUUUUGGCUAUAAUUUUAGCUCUCAAACACACGGAUUUGUCUCUUCCACUUUUAAACAUGCAAUUGCACAACUAAAGAAAGCCAGCCUCAACCCCACUGGCCAUAACAACUACAGGCCCAUCUUGACCAUUUAUUUCCAGGAAAAGACGACUUGGUCUCUUCCUAUUUGAACUUGUUCAACAGCCUCCAAAUUCCAGUCUGGUUGGAGAACAGAAUCAGCUCUGCUUAAGGUACGUAACUACAUCCUUCGCUCUGUAAACUGGUUCCUGUGUCAUUUUACUCCUGCUCGAUCUCAGUACAGCGUUCAACACGAUCAAUCUAACCCGUCUGCCUCGACUGGAAAGCCAUUUGAUGUUACAUUAUGUUGUAGGUAGAUGCAGAAGUGGAUCCAGAACACAAUAUAUUGUAUUAAAAGCAACACUCUUCUUUAAUAAAUGAUCUGUUGGUGAGGUUGCUGGCAAGGCUGAGGUCAACAGGAGGCAGGCAGGCUAAGAUGGCGUGGUUCGGCUGGCGUUUAGCGGAGGUAGCGUGAGGUGAGCAAGGAGGAACCGUGUGAGCACAGCAGGCCCAGCGCCAGGAAGUGACUGAAGAGGCAGUUAUGCCACUUCACACAUUUGUUUUCAUCCUGGGGUGACAAUGUAGCAAUGUUUUCACUAGAUACAACCAAGUCCCUACCUUACCAUAUAUUCUAAAUUUAAUGCAGCAUAAUGUUAGUUUAUUAGGCUGUAUUCUUAUUUUUAUUAUUCUUAUUCUUAUUAUUAUUAUUAUUCUUAUUAUGUAGGCCUAUAACAGGGUCCUUAGGCUACUGUUCUGCUUGUUUUUUCAGACUCCCAUUGGGCAUCUAGACCAGAACACACACAUAAGUUUAAAAGUCCAAAAAAAAUGUAUUUAUUAUCAAUUCCAAAAUUCAAAGUAGAUUUUUACCCAACAGAAAAAUGUUUAAUGAUCACUUUUGCUAUAGAAUAGCCUACAUGGCGGUGUAAACGAUCCUCCGGUAAAAACCACACAAGGGAGCCGCACGCUCUCUUGAAAGAAGUACAAAACACAACUAUCACAGGGAAAGACUAUUUUAAACUACAUGUUUAUAGAUAUAGAGAAAUAUAUACAUUUGAAAAUACUACACACUGGACCUUUAACCAGCAGUCAGGAUCAAGCUGCUGCGCUGCUGAUACAAAGAUCUUAAUGUUAAUACAAAUUAAUGUUAACUCUUCUUAUGACCACCGCCUUUUUCAAACCUUAACAAACUUUAGUUGCCACAGAAAAUAUCUAAUUCAUAGAAGAUGCAGCUGGACUUCAUGCAGCGAGCUGCCCUGUGACAUGCUAAUCUUUUACUGUAAGUGGAAAAAUCAUACUACUAAACACAUAAUACUCUCCAGCACCAACACGCUAUUUGUAGUUGGUGAAAGAUGUGUGAGCUCAUGUUCACACUAAAGGAAACAUCAUUAUUCAUCGACCACAAAAAGACACUCAGUUCCUGUUCAGCCUCGAUAAGCUGAGGUCAGACAUUAUUCUGUCAGUCACUUCAGUCUGAGUGAAGAUGAGCGUGAUUAUCUGCAGCUGCCUGUUGGCCUUUGCUCUGAGCUGUAAAGUCACUGCAGCAAUAAAUCAUGAAGCAGUCGAGGAGAAGAGCCAGGUCACUCUGCGAUGUCCUCACCCUGUGGGUAAAGUGACGUGGAGCAGAGAGAUUAAUGGAAACAAAGUUGACAUACUUACAGUUGAUGGUGGCAGAGAGAUAAGACACAAUGAUCCAGGCAGACGAUACAGUUCACAGGCAGAUACAUUUAAGUCACUUCUCAUUCUCAGAGCUGCUGCAUCAGACACUGGAAGAUACUUCUGUAAUAAUGAACCAGCUGUGGAGCUGACGGUGAUCCCACCAGGGACAGUCAGACUCACGGCUGCAGAGAGGACCAACGUCACUCUGAAAUGCCCUCCUGAUGUUGGAGGAUCAGCUGUUCCAACAUGGAGCAGAAACUCCAGUGUAAUACGGCAAAAAGGACGUUUUAAUGUUUCACCAGUUGACAAGACGCUGACUAUAACAGACCUGCGGCCUAAAGACUCUGGACUUUACUACUGUGAUGGAAAACCAGCUGCGUAUCUGACUGUGACCAAAGGUAACAAGGCACCACCCAAACCAACCUCAACAACAAGACCAACAACAACAACAUCAACACCAGCAACUACAACAAGACAAACAUCAACACCAACAGAGCCUCGUCCAGCAGCAGCAACAGCACCAUCAACACCACCUGCAAACACUGAUACAACAAAAGAAAAAGAAGGUAAGAAAACAACUGAACAGCACACCUACAGUACAACAUUAACAUCAGAGGCAAAUACAGGUAAGACUACAGUAACGAAACAAAGUCACAACAAGAAACCCAGAAAGAAGAAGAGCAGCAGAAAGAUUCAAAAAAUCUAAAUGAUAAUCGAUUAAAUGUGAUCAAGAACUCAAAGACAAACAAAGAACAAGAUUAAAGCAGAUAUUCAUUCAUAAAGAGAGAUAUAAAUACAUACAAAGGAUGAAGAGGGCGGCUGUGGCUCAGGAGGUGGAGCGGGUUGCACGUUAACUGGAAGAUCAGCGGUUCAAUCCCUCCAGGCUACAUGUCGAAGUGACCUUGGGUCCCUGGUGACUGUUCCACCAGUGCAUGAAGGUGUGUGAAAGGUGAAUGCGAUGUAAAAGCGGUCGGAAAGACUAGAAAGGUGCUAUACAAAUACAGAGCAUUUACAUACGUCUGAAAGCCUAAAAUGAAACCUUAAGUCAUGGAUGUAUUACAGCGUCCUGAGGACAACAGGCUCCUGGACACAGAUGUCUAAGAGGACCCCAAAUCCUCCAACAUAGGAGCGAGACUCCCGGACUGAAGUCAUUUUCUGUC
Messenger RNA from Micropterus salmoides (largemouth bass), 2992 nucleotides. Its product is annotated as salivary glue protein Sgs-3-like. The transcript is spliced from 5 exons. The coding region runs from base 1657 to 2538 and encodes 293 amino acids. The record is from RefSeq and is a predicted model, not a curated record. Lineage: Eukaryota; Metazoa; Chordata; Actinopteri; Centrarchiformes; Centrarchidae. Gene Ontology annotation, biological process: response to bacterium.